CUCUGUUCGCCUCCGUUCUGCUUCCGCCCCCACUUCCGUUGAAAGCAGCUUCUCUUUGCGAAGAACGGCGCUCGGGCUGGAGAGUCAGAGGCGGCCGCAGCGGUUCUCAGGGUCCCUGGCGCAGUCCCGCCACGUCCCCGGUGGAGUCGACAGUUCCGGGAGCUCUGCAGGCCAGGACGUGCAAGAUGGCCGGGAAGAGGUGGGUGGGCCGGCAGGGACUGCUCCUGGGGCUGCUGCUGGCGACCGCCGCUGUCCACCUUCUCACCUGCCCGUACACCAAGGUGGAGGAGAGCUUCAACCUGCAGGCCACGCACGACCUGCUCUACCACCGGCUGCAGGUGGACAAGUACGACCACCUGGAGUUCCCCGGAGUGGUGCCCAGGACGUUCCUCGGGCCCCUGCUGAUGGCGGCGCUGGCCAGUCCGGCGGUGUGUGUGCUUUCGCUGCUGGACGUGUCCAAGUUCUACUCCCAGCUGGUCGAUGCUGACCGACCCCGCACCGUCCGAGCUGGCCCUCUGGCCACGGUCCCGGCCCUCCUGCUCGGUGCUGCGUUCAGUGUGGGCGAGCCGGGGCCCCUCCUGCCGGCCAGAGCCGGCGGCCUGCGCUCCCCAGGGGGGUUCCCGUGGGGCGUGCGAUGCGCCCCGCCCGCCGGCCGCCCUGGCCCCCGGAGCCGCAGAAUCUGUGCCGUGGACCAGCGGUCACGGCUGCGCGUGCGCCGGUUGCUCUUCGCAGCUUCGCUAGUGGCUCGGCCAGUGGCCUCGUGCGUCCCUCCUGCUGCCUGCGGUGCCUCCCGGGGUGCGCCCCCAAAGCGGGCCACUGCGCCUCAGCCCGACGCCGCGAAGCCCCCUCCAGCCCGGUGA
Condylura cristata (star-nosed mole) is the source of this 860-nucleotide messenger RNA. It is a transcript of the gene ALG12, whose product is annotated as ALG12, alpha-1,6-mannosyltransferase. Bases 186 to 860 code for a protein of 224 amino acids. The transcript is spliced from 4 exons. The record is from RefSeq and is a predicted model, not a curated record. Lineage: Eukaryota; Metazoa; Chordata; Mammalia; Eulipotyphla; Talpidae.